AACACUGCGGCGAAGAGAAAGGUAACCCUAGACACUUUCUAUUUUCUGAUUGCGUUGUUGUCGAGAAAACUUUGGCAAAAAAAGAUUUUUCAUAACGAUUGUAAAAAAAAAGCAUACAAAUCCAAGGUUCAAGUUGCGAAACUGAAAACCCACCAGCAAAGCAGGAGAACCAGCAGCGAGUAGAAAAUCGAAGAGAUUCCACGCGAUGGCCGAAGUGGAGAAACCGACGGCCGCACCGCCGACUGACAUUCCCCAGGCCACGCCUACAAAUGUUAGCCCCAAAGGUUCGCCAACGGAUGAAGCAACUGUGGAGCUGGGCACCUCGCCCACCCAGGAGCCUUCGAGCAACAACUCGCAUCCGCACGACUCCGAGUACGAUACGGCCAGCGACUUGGAAGGAGGUGACGAUUACGACGACGAUGAGAGCGUUAGCCGGAGUGGUAGUGGCAGCCGAAGCGGCAGUGGCAGUGAAGAGGAGACGGAGACUGAUGAGGAGGACGACGCCGGGAGCGAGACGGAUGAUGGUGACGGAGAGCACGCCUUGGACCGCUCAGUUACCGAUAGUGAGGCCCAGAAGAAAGUAGACGAGGAUCGCAGCAAUCCUCAGUAUAUACCCAAAAGAGGCACAUUCUAUGAGCACGACGACCGAACCGCGGAGGACGUGGGCGAAGUGCUAGUUGAGCCGGAGAACAGCGUUCAACAGCAGCCUGAACAUAAUGGAGAACAAAAUAGCUCGGCUGCAACUGGAGUCACACCUUCGGGUCAAACCCCACAAAUUUCGCAGGCUUCUAAGACGAUGCGCAAGUGGCAGCCGGCAUCGGGAGGAGAUCGUUGGUCCCACGACCGUUUUGAGGCCAGCGAACAGGCGCCUAAAACACGGGCCGAACUAUUGCAGACGUACGGAUACGACAUCCGAAAUGAAGACGCACCGCCUCGUGCCCGUCGCCGACGGCGCUAUACACGAGGCCCAAGCAAAUACUCAAGAAACUGGGAGGACGAGCAGGCUUACCUUAAGGCGAGUAACAAGGAGAGGAAGUUACCGCGUCCUCAAGACUUCCCGGCGCUGAACGAGAGGAAACCUCGAGUUCCGCGCACUUCAUCCUUACGCGAGGAAAAGGAGAAUCGCCGAUCCGCUGGCACUGGAAGUGCUGUAGUUGACAAACAGCAGGCUCCACCUGCCAGCUCCAAUCCCCACAAGUCACAGGAAAGGGAGAGGGAGCGGGAUCGUGAACGUGACCGCGACCGUGAGCCUAAAAACCGAAAUUACGGACGAAUGAACGGAGGACCGGGACGGCAAAAUGCCAUGGAGUUCAAGCCAAAGUCCAAUCGUGGACAGCAGCCACGUGAGAGAGAACGAGAACAAGACAACCGCAACCAAAUUCAGAGCACACCACGCUCCAAUCAGCAGCAGCAGCCGCAACAGCAGCCGCAGCAGCAAAAGCAACAGCAGCACCAACAGCGCCAGCCACCGCAGCAGCAACAACAACAGCAGCUGGCGCCCCAGACACCGCUUUCGACAACCAACCUUUCGCAGCGACUCCAACAAGUGCAGCAGCGAAACGAUCCUAGCCACGUUGGUAGUGUCCAGAUGCACUCGGUGGCCAGUCAGAACCAGAACCAACAGCAGCCGGCGCCCUUGCAUCAGGAGCCAAGGAAUGCUCCAAAGCGGUACAGUCUGCGACGCUCUCAACAAGAAGCGAACCAACAUCUCGCUGAGCAACAACAGCAGCAGCAGCAGUUGCAACAACAACUGCACCACCAGCCCCCAUCACAGAUCAUGAUCCAGGACCCCCAUGUGCUCAUGCAGAUAGCUUACCAGCAGCAAGAGCUUCAAGCUCAGCUGCAGACGAUGCAAUUGGGACCAAACACGGCGGGGACGGUGCCAGCGCCUCCCAAAUCUCACGGUCCUCCGGCAGCCGCAUACCCUCAGGCUCAGGGAGCACCCUACUACGUGACGGGAACGGAGCCGGUACCGGUAUCGGUACCAGUGCCGGUGCCUGUGCCUGUUCCACAGACGCCGUAUGUAAAUCCGGCCAGCGCCGCAUACUUGCCAACUACUCCGGCAGCUGUAGCCUACGCCCAGGCGCAGACUCCUGCUGCGGCACCGCCUUCAGCUCAGGCACCACAAGCUCAGCCAUCGCAAUCCUAUCAGAACUACAACACAGUCGGAGGAACAACAUACUUUGUGCCGCCAGCACAGCCCACUAACCGGCCUACUUCACUGCCCCAACGAAGACCAACCAAUGCGAUUCCCAUUCUGCCGCCAUCUGAGAAACACAAGUCAAGACCGGGACAGGGUGGAGCUGCCUCAGCCGGAGCAACUAAUUCGGGCGGUAAUGGAGGAACUGCAGCUAAUGCCAAGGAAGAAGGAGCCUCAGACAACAUAGACCAUAUUAUCGACAAUAUGUUUGUGCAGCGACCGGCUUUCCAGACAUCGGGAACUGGGGAAGGCGCAGCCACUGCUGGAGCUCCUGCUUCAAAGGACGAUGUACCACCUGCCCCAGCUGGUGAACAAAACCUACAGGCGGUUGCGGCAUCUGGGCAGGAAUGAGUGCACCUCUAUGCCAGCGUGCAGCAGCGACGAGUUCAACGGAGAGCACCUAACCCAUCCUCGGGCUUCUCGCUGCUGUCGCCGAACGCUGGCUACUUUCGGCCUCCCAAUCCGUCGCACUAACCAAGACGUACUCAGCUCAUCGAAGCUUUUUUUUUCCCCCAUCCCCCCAUUCUUAUUGUCGGGUCUGGGACUCGAUAAACUCCAUUUGAUUUGUAGAAACACAGUAAGCAAGUGUAAUUAGCAUUUAGCUCCCAGAUAAUCGAACUUACUAACGUCAAGUAUGCGUAUAUAGAAUGAAUAAUAAUCCGGCGUAAGCACCAUUUAAUUUGUAUGUAGCCUCUAGGACCAGCUGCGGCGCUCGCUUAUCAACUCUGAAGUCAUGAAGUGUUGAACGUAUUUGAGCGGCUGGGCGCUUAGCUUAUUUAGCCGCAUUUUAAAGUUGAAACACGUGAAAUGUAUUGAAAAUCUAAUCGAACAUUGAAUUUAAAUAAACGUUUAACACAAAACCACAAA
Drosophila bipectinata is the source of this 3067-nucleotide messenger RNA. RefSeq names its product CASC3 exon junction complex subunit (gene btz). The record is from RefSeq and is a predicted model, not a curated record. NCBI's taxonomy places the organism in Eukaryota, Metazoa, Arthropoda, Insecta, Diptera, Drosophilidae. Gene Ontology annotation, cellular component: exon-exon junction complex. Gene Ontology annotation, biological process: mRNA processing. Gene Ontology annotation, molecular function: mRNA binding.